GCGUGCGCGCUCCAAAGCUCUAGCAGAACUGAGUCUCAAACUGGAGGCACUGGAGGGCCCUGAGGCCUCGCGUGGGCCGGAAGUGCUGGCGGAUGACGAGGAUGAAGAGGAGACGCUGCCGCACUCUGAGGCCGUGGACGUGUUCCAGGAGGGUCUCGCCAUGGUGGUGCAGGAUCCUCUCCUCUGCGACCUGCCGAUCCAGGUUACUUUGGAAGAGGUCAACUCCCAGAUAGCACUAGAAUAUGGCCAAGCAAUGACAGUCCGAGUGUGCAAGAUGGAUGGAGAAGUAAUGCCUGUGGUUGUAGUGCAGAACGCCACGGUUCUAGACCUGAAGAAGGCCAUUCAGAGAUAUGUGCAACUCAAACAGGAGCGUGAAGGGGGCGUUCAGCACAUCAGCUGGUCUUAUGUGUGGAGGACAUACCAUCUGACCUCUGCGGGAGAGAAGCUCACCGAGGACAGGAAAAAGCUCCGAGAUUAUGGUAUCCGGAACCGGGAUGAGGUGUCCUUCAUCAAAAAGCUAAGGCAAAAGUGAACCUCAAUCAAGGACAACUUUAUUCAUGGUGGUUGAGCUUUCCCCAGCAAGACGGAUUCCUUCUAGUCACUGUCCUCAUAAAAAGGGAGUCAGAGCCAGGUGUGGUGACACACACCUGUAAUCUCAGCACUCAGGAGUGUGAGGCAGGGGGAUCAUGGUGAGUUCAAGACCAGCCUGGGCUACAAAGUAAGCUCCUGGCCAGCCUGAACUAUAUAGCAAGACCUUGUCUCAAAAAGACCAAAAGAAAGAAAGAAAGGUGUUGGGGUGACUAUAUCCAGUAUGCUCAGCAGGAAGUGUCAGUGUGUUCAGCGUGACUCCUGGGCCCCUAAGCUUAGAUCCAGGACAGUGCAAGCCUCUGUGUCUGCUUACCUGUGAACUUGAUCUAACCUUGUCAUGGACUUAAAAACCCUGAGCACAGGGCUGGAGGCCUGGCCUUAUCCUUAUGUGUACAAAUAAACCUAUUUGUUUCAUAUUUUGAA
Messenger RNA from Cavia porcellus (domestic guinea pig), 1011 nucleotides. RefSeq names its product small nuclear ribonucleoprotein U11/U12 subunit 25 (gene Snrnp25). The coding region runs from base 161 to 532 and encodes 123 amino acids. The record is from RefSeq and is a predicted model, not a curated record. Lineage: Eukaryota; Metazoa; Chordata; Mammalia; Rodentia; Caviidae. Gene Ontology annotation, cellular component: U12-type spliceosomal complex. The transcript has 5 exons. Gene Ontology annotation, biological process: mRNA splicing, via spliceosome.